ACGAGUGCCGAUUUAGUGCGUUGUUCUUGCGGUAAUUUCGAAAAUGUCUACGAUUCAUUUUUCAACCGGUUUGUGGCCAUACCGAAACGACGAGGAAAAAAAAGCUUAAAGUGCAAUGGCCGCCGUGAUGAUAUGAGCUCAUUUCGGUUUGUCAUGGUUAAGUUAGGUUAUAUUGAACAGCACAUUAUUUUUAAGUUUAUAUUUUUAAGAAGGAUUUAAAACUAAAUUUUUAGUUUAAAAAUAACGUUAAACAAUAAGUAAGUGUGCUCUGCAAUAAUCUAAUUUGCUAAUAGUUUGUAGCGAAUAAAAUUUAAACGUAUAAAAUCAAGUUGAAAAAAAAAAUAUUGCUUCAUUUUCAUCGCUACGACACGACAAGAGAAAAGAAAAAAGAAGAACGAAGAUAGAGAAGAGAAGUAGAAGGAAAAAGGCAAAAAAGAGAAAGAGCCGAAGAGAAGAAGGAAGGAAAAAAUAGACGACGACAACGAGUGAAGAGAAAUAUCGUGUGCGUGUGACUUUUUUUUUAUACGUUUAUAUUACUCCGCAUACCUUUAUACUGAGAGAGAGACCGACACACUACAUAUAUUGAAAUAUACAUCCAUCUAGCGCGUUCAUUAUAUUUGAGAACUAAACGAAUUGAAAAAGCGUAAAGAAUUUUUUUAAACGUGAACACCAAGCCAACUACAAUGGAGGAAGAUGAAAGAGGUAAAUUAUUUGUCGGUGGUUUGUCAUGGGAAACUACCCAAGAAAAUCUUCAACGGUAUUUCGCACGCUAUGGCGAAAUUAUCGACUGCGUAGUUAUGAAAAAUAAUGACACGGGUCGUUCGCGUGGUUUUGGCUUUGUCACCUUUUCCGAUCCCAACAACGUCGGAAUUGUGCUAAAAAACGGGCCGCAUACAUUGGAUGGCCGUACAAUUGAUCCGAAACCAUGCAAUCCGCGUACAUUGCAAAAACCGAAGAAAGGUGGCGGCUAUAAGAUCUUUUUGGGUGGACUACCAUCCAAUGUCACCGAAACCGAUCUACGUACAUUCUUUGGGCGCUACGGCAAAGUCACCGAAGUCGUCAUCAUGUACGACCAGGAGAAGAAGAAAUCGCGUGGUUUUGGUUUCCUCUCGUUCGAAGAUGAGGGUUCGGUUGAGUGCGUCACCAACGAGCGCUACAUCAACUUGAAUGGCAAGCAGGUUGAGAUCAAGAAGGCCGAGCCACGCGACGGCGGCGGCUACAACAAGAUGAGCACCGAUCCAAACCAAUGGAAUCACCAUCAAGGAGCCCCAUUAGGAAUGAUGCAAGGUCCCAAUGGCCAGAUGAACGGCCCGCAGAUGAAUAUGCCGAUGGGUGCACCGAACAUGAUGCCAGGCUAUCAAAACUGGGCUACAUCGCCACAACAACAAGGAUAUGGGUACGGUAACUCGAGUGCUCCAAACUCGUACCAGGGAUGGGGUGCACCACCACAAGGACCUCCACCACAAUGGUCUAACUACAAUCCGCAACAAACAGCAGCCGGUGGUUACAACAACUACGACAAUUUGCAAUACAAUUCGACGGCUGGCGGAUCUGCAAACUGGGCCUGGUUGCCAAAUCCACCAAACAACACAGCAGGCACUGGUGGUUCCGGUCCCGAUAUCUAUUCGCGUUCGCAAUGGACAGGCAAUGCGCAAUCAACAACUGGCCCAUUGAGCGGCAUUCGUGCCGGUCCAGGUAAUUCAGCAUCAAAGAGCGGAUCCGAAUAUGACUACAGCGGCUAUGGAUCUGGCUCCGGUUAUGAUUACGAUUACAAUAAUUACGCAAAGGAUCAAAAUAAUUAUACACAACGUACAUAUGGCAACGAUACAACAGUAUCCUCACAAUAUCCGCCAAGCCAGCAAGCUGUUUAAACUUUAGACACCCGCCCCCCCGCCCCUCUCGUUUUAAAAUAGCAUGCAAAACAACUAUGAACUUUCUUUUUACAUCUCUAAUUAAAUCAAUUAUCAAACAAGAAAUAAUAAUUAACUACUUUAAACAAGAUUUAAAAGAAAAUGGUAAAGAAAACACAACAACAAGAAGAUAGAAAAAAAAUGUCUAAAAAAACCCAAAAAAAUUAUUCAACACAAAAGCAGAAUAUAUUAUUACUAUUAUGAUGUAUACCUAAUUAUAUAACAAUCUAUAUAUGUAAAGAAAAACGUAAGCAACUCUACACAAGAAAAAAAACAAGUGGAAAAAACAACAGCCAAACCGUGUAACUCUAAGCAAAUAACGAGGAAUUCUAUAUCUCCAAUAGGUUUAUUUUCCGUUCGCAUUUGACACAAACACACAAAAAAUCACACAGACUUAGCUACACACACUUUGCACACUCAGAUUUCAAAAAAAAAAACCCACAUACAUUUCCUUUAACUUUUGCGUUAUUGUACUUCUUUUUCAUUUAAUUCUUAUUUUUUAACAAAAGAUUUUUUUCGUUUUAUGACACUGUCAUUCAUUUCAUGAGGACAAAAACCAGCUUAAAAUCGCUUCAAACGAGAAAUUUUCAAAAAAAGGGAUAAUUCGGAUACACAAUUUUUUUUUUUCGUUUGUUUUUUAAAAGAGAAAGAGAGAGAGGUUGAUAAAAAAGAAUAAAUUUUAAUUUUGCACUCAUUUCGAUUAUAAUAUCAUAUAUCGUGAUUUACAAAGAAAGAAUUACGUUAUAAUUUUUGUUCUCUAAUUAGUUGUUUCACGUGUGCACGUGAGCAUCAAAAAAGCGGUAAAGAUUUAAUGUUUAAACGUGAACAUAGAAAAUGAAACUAAUAGAUUUUAAAAGAAAGAAAAAAAAACAAGUUAAAACAAAUUAAAUUUAGAGCAAACGAUAAAGAUUGUACUAAUUUAUAUAAAGUAAACAAACAAACAAAAAAAACAUAGAGCAUACAAGAAAAACCCGACUGACACAAAAACAAAUUUGAUAAUAUUUAAAGUAACAGUAAUUCAUAACGAGAGUAAAGCCGUAAAGUUAUAUUUAUACAAGUUUUUAGUAGAUAAAAAUCCACAGAAAAUCCCAAUCAACAAUAACAACAACAACAGUCAUAGCAUGUCAAUUGCCCACUCUCUUCUUGGACAAGAAUUUGUUUUUAGCAAUGAUCGAUUUCGAAAUUAAAACAACAACAACAGCACACAAUCAAAUUUGUUAUCAUUGAUUGAUUAGAGCAAGCAAACAAUUAAAAUUCAUUUGUAAUCGAACACUAUAUCGACGGAAAAUCGAAACUGAAUUCGAUUUUCUCGUCGUAGGAAUUUCUUUUUUGUAUUAAAUUUGAUUAAAAGUAUCUUGAACACAUUCAUUGUAAUAAAAUCCAGGACAAGUGUUUAUAUAUAGUCGAUUUGAAUGAUUUUUUUCCCAAACAAACAAUAGCUUCGGUCGAACAAUUUUGCAAGCAUCAACACAAAAUACCAACAACAAAAAAUUGAGUGAAACAAAAUGAAUCCACUUCAAAAGAGAUUUUAUGAUAGCAAUUGUAUUCUUUAGUAGAUUUAACAAACACACACACACACCAACAAAUGUUUGGAAUAUCAUGAUUUUUUAUCAUUCAUUUUCUUCUCCCAUUUCCCCUCAGUUGAUACGAGAGAGGAGAGAGGGACAGAAAUACUAAGACCAGAAUACAACACACAUGUUAUGAAAGGCGUGGAAUGGGAAAUUUUGUUGUAAAAAUGAGAAUUAAUUUAGCAAAUAGUACAUAACCGCUGACUUUGAUACUUUGUGUAAAAGUUUACGUUUUUUCUUCUUUGGGAACACCGAUGCUCAACAAGUGCAUUAAUUAAAUAAUUGGAAUGAGUUUCUUUUUUUUAAAAGUAAUAAUGAGUAAAAAAAAAAAUAAAAUAGGAAAAUUAUACAUGAACACUACCUUUUUUUUGUAAGCACACACAAACCACAUAUUUUUCGAUAUAAACAAUUAUAAUUAACAUGCAGAAAAUAUUGAUCUUUUUUUUAUUUUGGUAUUAUUAUCAUUUUGAUGUAAAUUGAAACCUGUUUUUGUUUUUAUGUUCGCAUAUGAUUUUUCCUCGUUGUUUUGAAUACGAAUCGGCAUGAGGCCGUCUCUCCAUCUUGAUGCAAGAGACGAUCAAAAUAGUCGUUCAUUAUUAUUUUUUGGUUUGGGUUCAAUUGUUUUUUUUUUAUUGCAUCAGUCGCGCGUCACUGCAGCGCGUACUGAAGAGAGAAAGAGAAAAAAGAGAGUGUUUCGUUGCAAAAUCAGAUCAUAAUAAUACAUCAAUCAACAUAAUCUAUAACCAUUACUAACAUUUUUGACUUUCAUUUUAUUUUCGAAAAAAUUUUCACCCUUUUAACUUCCUUAUUAAAGAUUUUAAUCAACAUUAAUCGGUUUUUUGUGUUCUUUUUCACUGAUGAGGUUUUUUAUUUUGUGUUUUUUUUCUUUUUUGGUUUGUCUUGCACCACACUAUGUUUUAGUACUAACCCCUUUUCUUUUUUAUAUUCAUAUAAUAUUAUUACUACUAACAUCGCGCUACGCAUUAAAGCACACAAUUAGGCAUAUAUAUGUUGAAAUGCGUUGGGCAACUAGGAGGUGUUUGUUUUGACAUAUAUAAUUUUUGUAUGGUGUUUUUUCCCUUUUCGUCUGUGGAAUGGAUUUAAAUAUUUUUGAAUUGGAUGGUUGAAAGAAAUCGCAGAUCGUUUUAUUUCGAAAUAAUCAUCUUUCGUUUUUUUUUUAAAGAACCAAUUAACGAGCUUGAGUGUGUGUAUGAUUCCAAAUAGACAUUUCAUUUGUGUUUAGAUUUUGACCAACAACAAUAAUAACUCAAUUUUGUUUUUCAAACGAAUUGGCUGGAGUUUUUUUGUUUGUCAUACACAAGCACACACAAACUCACAAUCUUAUCCAGUUUUUUCUAUUGACUACUCGAUAUAAUAAUGUAAUAAUAAUGUGUAAAAUUUAAUUAAAUGUAAAAAAAAUCUAGAAAACCUUUCAAAAAAAAGAGAAAACUUUGACAAAGAAAAAAAAAAGUAAUCAAUUCUGAGCGAAAACAUCCGUUGACCGAUCAGAUGCAACCACAAACGAUCAUAAAAAAAGAAUAUUUUCCUCUGAUUUCGAAUAAUGUGGUUUUAAAAAAAAAAACAUACAUGCAUCCCAAUAAGCGACGCAAGCGUAUCGAUAAAAAUUACACUCAAUAAAUACAAAUGUGAACAAGAAAUAGACACGACACACACACACACAGAAUAAUAAGAAACAAACAACAACUUCUAAAUACAACCAUCUAAGAGACAGAGCAAAUGGAUAGCAGAACAAAAUGUAUCCGAGACAAAGAGAAUAAGAGAAUCUUAAAAUCGAAAUACAGGCACCGAAUAAUGGUCUGAUAAUUAUAUUUUUUACUAUUUAAAAAGAAGAAGAAAAAAGAACAAACAAGGAAAAUCGUUAAAUUUAUCAGUUUUACAUCUAAUUCUUAAACAAGUAAGAAGAAAUCUCUCUUUAUUUUAUUGUUUCGAUUCAUUUUUUUCCGCGUAUAAGGACUUUGAACUUGGAGAUUCUUAAAUUUACGGUAGCUUGAAAAGUUUGUAGUUAUUUUUCUUUUCUUUUCUUUUAAAAACAAUCAUCAUCAUCAACAUGGGCAAGAGGCAGGUGAAGUUGUGAUCGAUGUGGAUGUUCUUUAAAAUGAAGACAUCGAUGGAAUUGUGAAUCGAGUUUCCAGAGCAAGAUUCGAGUUCCUGGAGUGAGAUCCAUAUUUCGGCCCCACAUCAUGACAUAAUGAUCAUUGGCAACUUCGAUCGUCGCUAAACCAGCUUAUUGCCCAUGGAUAACGAAGUACUUCUACUUAAAAUUAAUCAAACAUGUAUGAACUUGUAUACAAAACAUGCAAAGAGAACAUUUUCGUUUCUUCCUCGAUAUCCUACAAUUAACAAGCAAAAAAAUUGUUUUUAAAUUCUAUUUUAGCGAAUUUCAUUUUCUCUCUCAACUGUUUCUUUUUAGUUUAUCUUUUUCUUGAUUAAAGUUGAUUUUCCUGAUAGUUUGAGUACUCUAUAUAUAUAUGUGAGGAACAUAAGAAAUUAUCGGUUUUUGUUUUUCUUCUUCAUUUCAUAUCUAAAUAUCAUUUCGGAUCAUUUCGUUCAUAAUGAAUAGGUGAAGAUCGUAAUUUUAAUGGCUUAUGUAAUACAAAAGAAAUCUAUACCAUUGACGACAAAAACAACAGAGGUCACAUUAAACAAAUAAAAAACACAUUAAAUAUAGAUAACAAAUUGAUUUAAAAAAUUUAAUUGAGAAGAGAAAUUCACCAUUGUGUACUAUUUAAUAGAGGCUGUCGAUAUCGGUCCCAUAAGUGUUGUUGUGUGACACCAAGCGAAUAGGUUUCUAAAAAUAGCAACAACAAAAUUGUAAACAAUUAAGGCAUUGGCCUGAAUAAUCGAAACGGAUUUUACAUUGAAUUUGGCGAUGUCAAGUGUUCGGUUCAAUGAACGAACCUCUCUCGUUCAAUUCAAUGUUGGAUCCCGAUUUAAUUCAUCCACAAUGCCAACAAUGCAAAACACUCUUACGCUAGUGAAUCCAUCAGCCGUCGCGACACUCCGUUUCGACACUUCUACCUAUUACAAGUUGAAAAUUUUUUUUAAACAAAAAAAAAAACUCUAAAUCAUAGUGAGAAAGUUAUAACGUUACGAAAGAGAAAAAAAAGAAACAAUUUAUUUAUUUUUUACGUAAAAAAAGAGCAAAAACGAGAAAAAAUGAAAAACACACUCAUACACACAAGAAAAGAGAGCUAAAAUUUAAGUGAAACGUGAAGAAGAAGAAGAAGAAGAAAACAACAUGAAUUUAGUAAAUUUAAUGAUUUAAGAGAAGAGAGAGUUAAUUGUAAAUGUAAUCUGUAACUAACUAACUGAAUACAACACAACCUGAUUAUGGAGGAAAAUCAAUUUUUCUUUUCUGUUUAGUCCAUUGUUUUAGGAAGUAACACAAAUGGGAGCGUUUAAAUUUAAUUCUGGUAAAUAAGUGGAAAGAAAUCACACAAUUUUAUAGUUCAUUUUUUUUUCAUCCUGUAUGGAAACAUAAAAUAAAACCAAAAAAACAAGAAGAUAAUACACAUACACAAAAACAUACAACAUCAACAUCAACAACACAUUUUUACGCAACGUUUUUCUUUUUCGACAUAUUUCAGUUCUUUUGUAUUAGAUUACAAAGUUGUGAACCGAGCGAUUGGCCAAUUCCAAUAGUCCGGUAUAGCCAUCGAAUCGAUGUGACUGGUCGAUUGGAUCGCGAAUCGCAUGACCACACACUCUGUUUAGACGUUAAAGGUUAUAUAGAUUUGUAAAAAUAGCAAGAGCAAGUGGAGCAACCUUUAAGAUUUAUCGUGAAGCAAACAAACAAAAAAGUGUAAUUUUAAAUUGAACCAAAUGCUAUGAAAAAAAAUACGGUUUAGACAAACAAGUAAUUUAAAACAUUUAGCAAAAAAAAAAACAAAUGAGAAAAAAUGAAUAAUACCUAUUUAUACGUUUACUUAUAGAUUUCAAGAUAGAAACUAUUGCAUUAAUUUAAAGAGAAAAACAAACAAUAACAACAUUGAAUUGAAUCAAAACUGGACAACAACUCGAAAUCAUGAUAUUCACAUGUUAUAGUUGUAAUUUUACAUCAAAGCAAAAAACGGCCAAACAAUGUCAAAAGCAAUCCAAGACAGCGAAACUUCGUCCCUCUUCAAUCUGUCUAACACUAACACUUCCUAUUGGAUGAAUAAAAUGGCUUGCAAUUACUUCUUCAGAUUUUUAAUUGUAACUUAAAUCCAAUUUCUUUGCAAACCAAAAUCAAAUGAAUCCAUUUUUCUUAGUAUGGUCGUAAUCUGCUGACCAAACCACCCUUUUCUCAUUCCUUUUGACAAACCAAAUAUAACAUUGAAUUAGAGUUUUGUGGUGACAAUAGUCUCUCUCACACAUUUAAAAAAACAUACUCACACACCAGACACAUUAUAGUGGCACACAACAACAACAACUGGAACUUUUUUGCAUAGAACAUCAACAUCCAAACUAUAAAUUGUAAUUUUUUUUAAAUAGACACACACAAAUUUUCUAAAUAAACUCCAUUUUUUAAAUGAAGUAUGACAAACGUUUGCUAGACAAACACUGAGUAACGAAACAAAAAAUAAAAAUUAUGAAAAAAAAACUAAAUAAUAAAAUGAAAAAAUUAUGAAUUUGUUGAAACAGACAAAUGUGCGUUAACUAUUAAAUAGAGAAAAUGAAAAUGUGUAUUACAUUUUGACUAAAAUAGACACUUAAAUUACGAAUUAGCACUGGUACCAAAAAAGAGAUGAAGAACUUCGAGAAAUGUUUUUACGCGUGUUUUGUUCUAUUUCACAUACACACCAGGAUUUUUCCUCAUAGGCCAAACGUAAGGGAGUUUUUCCGUUUUCAUUUUCAUUUUCGAUUAUUAUCCAUACAUUGUCUUCUUGAGUUUCCAUUUCGAUUUUUCAAUAUACAUUAUAUAUACAUGCAAUAGGCAUUCUAUAUACACUUUUGUUCGUACAUUUAGUUUUGAUACAAAAAGAUGGUGAUGAUCAACAUAAGAUGAAACAUGAAAAAGUCUCUGUCGAUUUAUAAAUAACUGAUAAAGAAAACAUAAUGUAGGGUUAAAAAAAAACAA
Sitodiplosis mosellana (orange wheat blossom midge) is the source of this 8558-nucleotide messenger RNA. It is a transcript of the gene Hrb27C, whose product is annotated as heterogeneous nuclear ribonucleoprotein 27C. The record is from RefSeq and is a predicted model, not a curated record. The transcript has 3 exons. Gene Ontology annotation, cellular component: cytoplasm. The coding region runs from base 684 to 1871 and encodes 395 amino acids. Lineage: Eukaryota; Metazoa; Arthropoda; Insecta; Diptera; Cecidomyiidae. Gene Ontology annotation, molecular function: RNA binding.